AUGGAUUAUCGUCAGAAGAAGAAUUGUACUUUUCUCACUAUUGGAUUGAUAUUUCUGUUAAGUGGCAUUGAGUAUGGUGAGUUGAUUUCGACUGCCUAAUGUACACAUAUUUCCACAAUGAAAUGAAAAAUGUCUGACUGACUGUCAUAUAAUUUGUAUGUUUUUGUCCUAUUCAAAUCUAAAACAUGCAUAAAAAAACACGAAAAUGUUGCUUUUUCAAAUGGGAUAGAAUGGUAAAUGAGACAUACAGUAUCUAAUGCAUCUCUCUCUCUCUCUCUCUCUCUCUCUCUCUCUCUCUCUCUCCUCUCUCUCUCCUCUCUCUCUCUCUCUCUCUCUCUCUCCUCUCUCUCUCUCUCUCUCUCUCUCUCUCUCUCUCUCUCUCUCUUACCCCACUCGCUCUCUCCCAGCUGUCAUCCUCCCUACAAUAUGGAGGUAUCUCCAGAUUUUGGAGGCACCUCCAUACUUCCUGGGUCUGGGCUUGUCUGCGUUCAGUCUGAGUGGGCUGCUGACGGGCCCACUGUUCGGCCUCUGGUCCGACCGGACCCGAACUACAAAGACCAUCAUCCUCUACUCCAACGUUUUUGAGAUUGUUGGUAAGCUUCACAGCUUAUAAUUGUUUCCAGGCACAGGAACCUGCUGUCGCAAGGCACAUGAAGGCUGUAUCCCAAAUGGCACCAUAUUCCCUACAUAGACCAGUAGUAAAAGUAGUGCACCAUAUAGGAAAUACUGGCCAUUUGGGAUGCAAACACAGAACCACAUUAUUUAUUUAACUGAAACAUGAAUGAAUGACUUUGGAGUCAUAAAGAAAAACAUUAGAUUCCAUUCAACCCUCCCAGCUCACCUGCUGAUGUGAUGUUUUAGAGAGAGUGAAGAAAUGGCAGGGACUUGGGGUUUGAGUCCUUGGAAAUGGAAAUGCCUUUUGUUAUACAUUUGAUUACAGUAAUAAGGGCAGACUUGCUUUCAGAUUUGGUGGUGUUAUGAAAAAAUCUACCCAACCUCCAACUGCAGCAAAGUUGUGAUAAAGUAAAUGUGAAUGACAACAUCAGUAGGUCAUUCAUUCCUAAGACCAAUUAAAAGAGUCCUAAGUGCAAGACAUUGAUGAUACAACUAAUGGUGAAAUUACAUAUUUUCUCCCCUAGGUAGCUUCAUGUAUUUUAUGGGAUACUCAAAAUGGCUGCUGUUGUGCAGUCGACUUGUAUCAGGUGAGUGUUUGUGGUUUUCUGUUUCUGCACUGUAGGCCUAUACCCACUAAUUUAAACGCUAAGUGAAUUAUUUACAAAUGUGUGUGUGUAUGUGAGAGAGAGUGAUGGCAUCCCAAUCGUAUGGUCCUGAUAUUAUACAGCCUUUGAUUUGGUCAGACAAUCUAGACCUAUUUAAUACACGUGUUGAUGCCUCCAAGGUAUUGGUGCAGGAGCAGGCUCCUCCAUCUUUGGCUUCCUCACACGGAGCACCCGGCCAGAGGAACGCGCUGGCGUUUUCGCUGCCAUCAUGGCAUGUCGCCAAGCUGGCCUCCUGAUU
Messenger RNA from Coregonus sp. 'balchen', 1518 nucleotides. The record is from the annotation of a GenBank genome assembly. Lineage: Eukaryota; Metazoa; Chordata; Actinopteri; Salmoniformes; Salmonidae.